AGGCAGGAGGACCACUGGGAAUUUAAGGCCAUCCUGGGCUACAUAGUGAAUUAAAGGCCAACCUGAAGUGUAGAGUCAGACCUUGUAGAGAAAAAAAGUAUGGGAAUAUUAAAAAAAAAAAAAAAAGAAUGCCAUCAUGGGUGGUUUGUAUGGCAUCGCAUCACUGGUUCUUCUGGGACCUCAACAUUAUAAGGAAUAUGGAGGAGCUGAGUCAAGCACUGGCUGGUAGCUUUUCUGUGUCCCAAGAUCUGAACAGCACAGCUGCCCCCCACCCCCGCCUGUCCCAGUACAAGUCUAAGUACAGCUCCUUGGAGCAAAGUGAGAGGCGCCGCCGGUUACUGGAACUGCAGAAAUCCAAGCGACUGGAUUAUGUGAACCAUGCCAGAAGACUGGCUGAAGAUGACUGGACAGGGAUGGAGAGUGAGGAUGGAGAUGCGAAAGAUGACGAAGAAAUGGAUGUUGACACUGGCAAGAAGUUACCAAAGCGAUAUGCUAAUCAAUUGAUGCUGUCUGAGUGGCUGAUCGAUGUCCCUUCAGAUUUGGGGCAGGAAUGGAUUGUUGUCGUGUGCCCUGUUGGUAAGAGGGCCCUGAUUGUCGCCUCCAAGGGCUCCACCAGUGCCUACACCAAGAGUGGCUACUGCGUCAACAGAUUUCCUUCCCUUCUGCCUGGAGGCAACAAGCGAAACUCUACCACAGGCAAAGAUUACACCAUCCUAGAUUGCAUUUACAAUGACGUGAGCCAGACCUACUAUGUCCUGGAUGUGAUGUGCUGGCGGGGACACCCUUUCUAUGACUGCCAGACUGAUUUCCGAUUCUAUUGGAUGCAUUCAAAGUUACCAGAAGAGGAAGGACUGGGAGAGAAAACCAAGCUCAAUCCUUUUAAAUUUGUGGGGCUAAAGAAUUUCCCAUGUACCCCUGAGAGCCUGUGCAAGGUGCUGGCUAUGGAUUUCCCUUUUGAGGUAGAUGGACUGCUCUUCUACCACAAGCAGACCCACUACAGCCCUGGAAGUACACCCUUGGUGGGCUGGCUGCGCCCCUAUAUGGUAUCAGAUGUCCUGGGCAUGGAUGUGCCUGCAGGUCCACUGACCACCAAGCCGGAGUAUGCAGGGCACCAGCUGCAACAAAUCAUUGAGCACAAGAGAAGCCAGAAGGACGCAAGGGAGAAGCUCACACACGAGGCGUGCGAGAGCGGCUGUUAUGAGUUAGAACACCUGUCCACUCCUAUGCUACAGCACCCUUCCCAGGACCCUGGCCAGCUUGGGGGCUUCAUGGAGACCUAGAAAGGGCAGCCUGCUUAGGAGCUAGGGACAGGGGCACCGGGGAGGACAGUCACAACAGGUGACUUGGUUUUACUGCAGUAGAAACUUUCUUAUCUAAAAUGCUGACUCAGGCAGCUGGAAAGGUGCUGAAUAUUCACAUGGAUUUGAACAGCUCCUACUGUGGUAAGUGUAUCUCAGAUCUGCACUGUAAACAUGUAAUUAGAAGUUGUUAGCUAGGCAUUGGUGGUAUACACCUUGGAAUCCUAGCACUCAGGAGGGUGAGGCAGGAGGAUCACCACGAAUUCAAGGCCACCCUGGACUACA
This is a messenger RNA of Fukomys damarensis (Damara mole-rat), 1583 nucleotides long. It is a transcript of the gene Snupn, whose product is annotated as snurportin 1. Gene Ontology annotation, molecular function: protein binding; nuclear import signal receptor activity. The transcript is spliced from 9 exons. Gene Ontology annotation, biological process: protein import into nucleus; snRNA import into nucleus. Gene Ontology annotation, cellular component: cytoplasm; nucleus. The coding region runs from base 129 to 1280 and encodes 383 amino acids. NCBI's taxonomy places the organism in Eukaryota, Metazoa, Chordata, Mammalia, Rodentia, Bathyergidae. The record is from RefSeq and is a predicted model, not a curated record.